AUGUAUAUUGUCAUAUCUAUCUAUCUAUCUAUCUAUCUAUCUAUCUAUCUAUCUAUCUAUCUAUCUCUCUCUCUCUCUCUAUAUAUAUAUAUAUAUAUAUAUAUAUGCAUAAUAGUUGGAAGCGAGUUAAAGUCUCAAUAUUCAGUUUACACGUUAUUCCUUAUCUCCUCUCUAACCCCACCACUCUCUCUCUCUCUCUCUCUCUCUCUCUCUCCCUCUCUCUUGCAUUCACACUCUUCUACUCCCUCAGCUGCUUUCUAUCAGCUUACGUUGGCCAACGCGCGAAUAAGGGCCCUUCUCUCUCUCUUUUCUUUCUUUCUUUCUUUUCACUGUUUUUAUACUAAUGCCUUCUUCUGCGUCAUUUCAACUUUUCUUCAUUUUGUAUAUUGUUAUCAUUUUUCUUUCUUUCUUUUCACGCUUAUUAUUUUUCACAUUUUAAAACUUUUCUCCCUUCUUUUUAGUUCAUUUCUUCCUUCUUUUUGUUUUGAAAAUUUCCCACUCUCUCCUUAUUAUUAUUCUCUCUCUCUCUCUCUCUGUUUUUCUUUCUUUUUUUUCUUUCUUACCUACCCGAUUUUGCCUUCUAAAUGGAAUACACUAUCUUCUUCUUCUUCUUCUUCUUCUUCUUCUUCUUUCUCUCACUCUCUCAGGAUAUCUUGCAAUAUUAACUUGAAAGCCCUUCGCAUUUCCCCCAAGUCUCUCUUGACGGAAUGGCUUUAUUUACGGGAGAAAAGAAGCAUUCGACAAUUUUAUGACGCAUUCCUAUCCAUGAAACAUUCGACGAGAUGUAAUAGGUUACGCGCUAUCUAUCUAUCUAUCUAUCUAUCUAUCUAUCUAUCUAUCUAUCUAUCUAUCUAUCUAUCUAUCUAUCUAUCGCAGGCUGAUCAUUAUCUAUCUAUCUAUCUAUCUAUCUAUCUAUCUAUCUAUCUAUCUAUCUAUCUAACAUAG
This is a messenger RNA of Acanthosepion pharaonis, 945 nucleotides long. NCBI's taxonomy places the organism in Eukaryota, Metazoa, Mollusca, Cephalopoda, Sepiida, Sepiidae. The record is from the annotation of a GenBank genome assembly.